AUGUGGCUCAAGCUGUUUCUGCUGCUCCUGUACUUCCUCAUCCUCUUCGUACUGGCCAGAUUCUUUGAAACUAUAGUAUGGUACGAGACGGGCAUCUUCGCCAGUCAGCUAGUGGACCCGGUGACCUUAAGCUUCCACCAGCUGAAGACCAUCCUGGAGUGCCGAGGCUUAGGAUAUUCAGGUCUUCCAGAGAAGAGGGAUGUCCGGGAACUUGUGGAAAAAUCUGGUGACUUGAUGGAAGGAGAGCUGUACUCUGCCCUGAAGGAGGAGGAGGCCUCAGAAUCUGGCUCCAGCACUAACUUCAGUGGAGAGAUGCACUUCUAUGAGCUGGUGGAAGACACAAAAGAUGGCAUCUGGCUGGUGCAGGUGGUUGCUAAUGAUCGAAGUCCUCUUGUGAGUAAAGUGCACUGGGAGAAGAUGGUGAAAAAAGUGACCAAGUUUGGCAUCCGGACAGGGACUUUCAAUUGCUCCAGUGACCCCAAAUACUGCAGGAAGAGAGGAUGGAUGAGGUCAACGCUUAUUAUGUCUGUGCCCCAAACAAGCACUUCAAAGGGAAAAGUCAUGCUGAAAGAGUACAGUGGACGCAAAAUUGAAACUGAGCAUAUAUUUAAGUGGAUUACUGCACACGCCCGCUUCACGGAUCAAAACAGUUUACAAUUCUGAGCACUUGAAAGAAGAAUGGAACAAAAGUGAUCAGUACAAGGUCAAGUUGUACCUCUUUGCCAGUCUUGAUAAGCCUCCAGCUUUCUUCUCAGCGUUGAGUGUGAAAUUUACCGGGAGAGUGGAAUUUAUCUUUGUCAAUGUCGGUAAUUGGGACAAUACAAGCUACAUGACAGAAAUUGGCAUAUCCAGAACACCUUCCUAUGUUUUGAAGACCCCAGAGGGAAUUUACAAAUAUGGGAAUAAUACAGGCGAGUAUAUCUCCCUCCGAGCCAUGGAUUCCUUCCUGCGCACUUUACAGCCCGAAGUCAAUGACUUGUUUGUGCUCAGUUUGGUCUUGGUGAACCUGAUGGCUUGGAUGGACUUAUUUAUUACUCAAGGAGCCACCAUCAAAAGAUUUGUUGUUUUAAUCAGCACUUUAGGGACCUAUAAUUCCCUGUUAAUCAUUUCCUGGCUACCAGUUUUGGGAUUCCUACAGCUGCCCUACCUAGACAGCUUUUAUGAGUACAGUCUAAAGUUACUUCGCUAUUCUAACACGACAACUUUGGCUUCGUGGGUAAGAGCCGACUGGAUGUUCUACUCUUCCCAUCCUGCCCUUUUCCUAAGCACUUAUCUUGGUCAUGGCUUACUUAUAGAUUACUUUGAAAAGAAGAGACGUCGAAAUAAUGCUGAUGAAGUCAAUGCCAAUAACUUGGAGUGGCUGUCUAGCCUCUGGGAUUGGUACACUAGCUACCUGUUCCAUCCGAUCGCCUCUUUCCAGCACUUUCCCAAUAACUCUGACUGGGAUGAAGACCCAGACCUCUACCUCGAGCGCUUGGCAUUUCCAGAUUUGUGGCUUCACCCUCUGAUACCCACCGACUACAUCAAAAAUCUACCCACCUGGCAGUUCCAGAGUCAUAAGCAUUCCGUAGAAGAAGACCUCUUGGAAGGCUCUGUAGAAAGUGACAGUGACUCUGAAACUGAGCCUUCUAACAGCGCAACUUGUCAAUGUCAAGCACUUGAAGGCCAUACCAACUGUUGCACAGCUAAGCCUUCAGCGGAAACCACUGACCAAACUUGCUCAUGUGUCGACACACAAAAGAAAGGCAGCCCAUGCGGAAGAAAAAUCAGGGCCUAUGGUUCUUAUUGCACUGAGGACAGCCUAGAACCAAAUUGGUCCGUGUGGCCAGUAAACAUGUUGCAUUGUACAGAAUGUGUUGUGUGUCUAGAGAAUUUUGAGAAUGGUUCUCUACUUAUGGGUUUACCUUGUGGUCACGUAUUUCACCAAAACUGCAUUGUGAUGUGGCUGGUGGGAGGUAGACACUGUUGCCCGGUUUGCCGCUGGGCAUCCUACAAAAAGAAACAUUACAGUCACCAAGCAUCAUUGUCAAGUACCACUGUCUCUUAG
Molecule: messenger RNA, 2047 nt
Organism: Staurois parvus
Lineage: Eukaryota; Metazoa; Chordata; Amphibia; Anura; Ranidae
Source: the annotation of a GenBank genome assembly